ACAUUAUGAAAAAGUACGGUAGAGUGAAGGAAAUAGUAACAUUUGAGGGGAAAAAAAAAGAUAGUAAUGAAGACGACAUGAUAUAAUCCUGGUCCUGGGCGGAAAUCAAAGGUCGAAACAACUACUUUCUCGCUGUUUUCCCUCAAAUUGAGACUCUCAAUUAUUUUAUGUAUUCAUCCUCUGAUACUCAGAUUCUGACUAAUACAAAGUUUCCAAAACUAUGGAAGAUGAAGAACAGCUUUCUAAUUACAAGGCAGACAUGGGUGAUGGCUUGACUUUAAACCGUGAUGGAAUCGAAUCUAAGAGCUUUCGAUCACUCCUCAGCUGGGUUUGUCUCGAUCAUUCCAGUCUCUGGAAAUCUGGCCUUUCAUGGUCUGUCUUCUUUGUUCUGGGCAUAGGUGUUCCUCUGGUUUCCCACUUUGUUUUCUUGUGUUCGACUUGCGAUUCGGAGCACCAACGCCCGUACGAUGCAGUUGUGCAAUUAUCGCUCUCUUCGCUUGCAAUCGUUUCGUUUCUCUGUUUAUCUGCCUGGGCUCGAAAGUUUGGAGUCAGGAGGUUCCUCUUCUUGGAUAAAUUGUCCGAUGAGAGUGACAGGGUUCGAGAAGGAUAUCAGCGGCAUCUGCAGAGAUCAAUGAAGCUUCUUUGCAUAUUUGUCCUCCCCUGCUUUGCUGUUGAGUCUGUGUACAGAAUAUGGUGGUAUGCAACAGGAGCCUAUGAAAUACCCUACUAUGGAAACAUGUUUGUUAGUGACGCCAUCAUCUGCAUAAUGCAGCUGGCGUCGUGGCUGUAUCGGACAUCGAUCUAUAUCCUUGUUUGCAUUCUGUACCAGCUGAUUUGCCACCUGCAAAUUCUUAAGCUUGAAGACUUUGCUCAAGUCUUCCAGCAAGAAACCGAAGUGUGUUCCAUCUUACAACAACAUCUCAUGAUCAGAAGAAGCCUCAAGGUUAUAAGUCAUCGGUUUCGGAAAUUCAUUUUGUCGUCUUUGAUUUUUGUUACUGCUAGCCAGUUGAUGUGCCUGCUCAUCACAAUUCGGUCUAGUGCUAACAACAACAUAUUUGAGGCUGGAGAACUUGCAUUGUGCUCCAUUAGUCUUGUCUUAGGCCUCUUCAUAUGCCUGCGAAGCUCGACAAAGAUCUCACACAAAGCACAGUCCAUUACAAGCCUAGCUGCAACAUGGCAUGUAUGUGCAACAAUCAAUUCGUUCGAUGAGCCAGAUGGGGAGACUCCAACAACUCAAAUUACUUCAGGCCAAGUGUAUCCUGUCAACAUUGAUUGUGAAUUAGAUGACGAGGAAGAUGAUGCAGAUGAUGAUUCGGACAAUUCCAAGUUGGUACCAGUUUUUGCACAUACAAUCUCGUUCCAGAAGAGGCAUGCUUUAGUUAUGUAUCUUGAAAACAACAGAGCUGGGAUUACAGUGUUUGGAUUCAUGCUGGACAGAACCGGGCUCCAUGCUGUAUUUGGAGUUGAACUAGCUCUUCUACUCUGGCUACUCAAUAAGACAAUAGUGAGUUGGACCUGAAAGUGCUGAGAUUUGAGUAUUAAUCGAACUCAAUCCUAGUUCACCACCAUUAUCUGAAGCAAGGGAAGAUGGGCAUAAAGGAAGAAAGUUUACUCCCAACGAUUGAGCUAGGAUGCUACGCUUUCGAAAAUCGAUGGGUGUGUGACUACACCCUGUCAUAUUCUGCACUUAUUUCAGUUGCAUCAUUCUGUAAACAAGCUUGGUUUUGUGAUUUAUUCUGCUUCGUGUGAAGAAAUGAAUCUUAUAACAUUUUUCUUUUUCAUUUAUUAGUCCUUAAAAGCAUUUUUCAGAUA
Tripterygium wilfordii is the source of this 1812-nucleotide messenger RNA. RefSeq lists its product as uncharacterized. The record is from RefSeq and is a predicted model, not a curated record. The coding region runs from base 221 to 1519 and encodes 432 amino acids. NCBI's taxonomy places the organism in Eukaryota, Viridiplantae, Streptophyta, Magnoliopsida, Celastrales, Celastraceae. The transcript has 5 exons.